AUGUUGAUGUUUCUCGGCUCAGGCGAUUUGAGUCAUGAUGGCAUUUUCAGUAAGAAAUGGAGUGGUUUGAGGUACACAAACUCGAUAACCAAGCUUUCACAGGUUCUCUCAGACUGUUCGCGUAGCUAUAUUAAGAUCUGGACCCUUGGACAACCUGGUCAACUUUUUUGCCUCAAGUCUUUUGUUUUAGAUAGUUGGACGACCCAUUUAAAUAGUGUGCUUUGGGGAAACCCG
Molecule: messenger RNA, 234 nt
Organism: Acaulospora morrowiae
Lineage: Eukaryota; Fungi; Glomeromycota; Glomeromycetes; Diversisporales; Acaulosporaceae
Source: the annotation of a GenBank genome assembly